GAGGAACCGGAGUGUAAGAACUGCGAUGGCCUCGGAUGGAGCUUCGGCGCGGACAGCAGCCACCAGCAGACCAAGCUGAUCACCCAGUUCCAUGGCCAUGAGGUGGACACCAGCUCCUGCCUUGCCUUCGCGCCCAAGAGCAAGCACGGUUCAGGAUCCGAACAACUUCGUGCCUCUCGAGCCCUGGGGUUUGGGGUUGCGGGUUUGGAGAAGUGGCAAGGCUACUCUUUCCACUCCACCGAGCUGGCGAUCGACGAAUGUCUCACGAUCACGUACUCCGUGAACGUCCAGCCUGUCGGCUCAUUUAUAGGUGGGGUCAGCGUCGAGGUGAUGCCCAAGAAGUGGGCGGAAAUCGAUACCACGAUCUGCUGGCCCAAAAAGCGGCCUAGUGGCUUGGACCUGAGCAUCCUGAAGACUGAGAUAAGUCCACCGGCAUCUCUUCUUCCAGACCCUCCGCCUCA
Messenger RNA from Symbiodinium necroappetens, 461 nucleotides. NCBI's taxonomy places the organism in Eukaryota, Dinophyceae, Suessiales, Symbiodiniaceae. The record is from the annotation of a GenBank genome assembly.